Messenger RNA from Gasterosteus aculeatus aculeatus (three-spined stickleback), 3015 nucleotides. Its product is annotated as 5'-AMP-activated protein kinase subunit gamma-1. The record is from RefSeq and is a predicted model, not a curated record. Gene Ontology annotation, biological process: protein phosphorylation; regulation of catalytic activity. Gene Ontology annotation, cellular component: cytoplasm; nucleotide-activated protein kinase complex; nucleus. NCBI's taxonomy places the organism in Eukaryota, Metazoa, Chordata, Actinopteri, Perciformes, Gasterosteidae. Gene Ontology annotation, molecular function: protein kinase binding; AMP binding; protein kinase regulator activity.
UCCGCUCUGUUAGCUUGUUACCGGUGGAACACCUGCAACAACCGAUGGGCGGACAGCGACGAUCUUUACCGACGGAAGACGAUCGCUUACCAGUAGCUCAGGUCCUUCUAACCGGGACAAAGACACAACAUUGAGCCGUGAGGAUUUUAUCUGAAGACCCAGAGACCAAAAUCUUCUCAAAAGGACCUCGUUUAAUGAGCGGAGACUGUUAAGUUGGAGGCAGCAUGUCCGAGCAGCUCGAUCCCGAGGAUCCCGCUUCAGAGGAGUCAGAGAGAGACAUCUACAUGCGCUUCAUGAAGUGUCACAAAUGUUACGACCUGAUCCCCACCAGCUCUAAACUGGUGGUGUUUGACACCACGCUGCAGGUGAAAAAAGCGUUUUUUGCUCUGGUGGCAAAUGGAGUGAGAGCUGCUCCGCUGUGGGAGAGUAAGAAGCAGAGCUUUGUGGGGAUGUUGACCAUCACAGACUUUAUUAACAUCCUGACCAGAUACUAUAAAUCCCCCAUGGUUCAGAUCUACGAGCUGGAGGAACAUAAGAUAGAGACGUGGAGAGAGCUUUACCUCCAGGAGACCUUUAAACCUCUGGUCCACAUCUCACCCGGUGCCAGUAUCUUCGAGGCCGUCCACUCCCUGAUAAAGAAUAAGAUCCACCGGCUGCCUGUCAUUGAUCCGGUCAGUGGGAACGCUCUCUACAUCCUGACUCACAAGAGGAUCCUCAAGUUCCUACAGCUCUUUGUGUGUGAGAUGCCCAUGCCGGCCUUCAUGAAGCAGACACUGGAGGAUCUCUCAGUGGGGACGUAUGAUAAUAUCGCCUUCAUCCAUCCUCACACGCCGCUCAUCACCGCGCUGUCCGUCUUUACGCUCCGCCGCGUCUCCGCUCUGCCUGUCGUCGACCACCACGGUAGAGUCGUGGACAUCUACUCAAAGUUUGACGUCAUUAACCUGGCGGCAGAGAAGACCUACAACAACCUGGACUUGACGGUGACCCAAGCGCUCCGACAUAGGUCCCAGUACUUUGAAGGAGUCAUGAAGUGCAACAAGCUGGAGACACUGGAUACCAUCGUGGACCGGAUCGUGAAGGCCGAGGUUCACAGGCUGGUGGUCGUUGAUGAGGACUCUCGUAUUGUCGGCAUCGUCUCUCUCUCUGACAUCCUGCAGGCUUUAGUUCUGACUCCUGCAGGUCUGAGGAGGAAGGAGUCGCUCCCCUCCCAGCUGACCGCUUUGCAUCCGACAGAGACAGGAUGUGUACCCGGAUCAUUUCAAGACCAGGCAGCGAGGCAGGCAGAGGGACAGACAGAACGGGGGACAGCGGAAAUGGCAGAGGGACAAACCGAUGGGGAAGAAGAGAGACAUUCAGAGAGACAGGCACAGGGACAGUUGGAGGGGGAGGAACAGACUGAGGGGAUACAGUGGGACAGGCAGGGAGACAGUCAAAGGUCCCAACACAGAGACCAACAGAGGGCGAGAUGGAGGAAGAGACUGAGGGGGAGGAAGAGAGACAGACUGAGGGACAGACGGAGGGGGAUGCGGAGGGACAGUCAGAGGGGGAGAAAGAGAGACCGGGGGAGGGGGAUGCAGAAAGGCAGGCAGACGGACACACAGAAAGACAGUCUGAGGGACCGCCAAAGGGACAGUUAGAGGGGGCGGCAGAGAUUAAGACUGAGGGGAAGGCAGGGAGACCGACUGAGGGGGAGACGGAGCGGGAGGCAGAGAGACAGAAUGAGGUAGACAAGGAGACAGAGAGACAGACAGAAGAGGAGGUGGAGAUUCAGACCGCAGAGGAGGGGGAGACAGGGAGACAAAGAGAAAGUGAGGCAGCAGAGAUGCAUGUAGGAGAAGAAGGAGGGGACUGUUAAAGAAGAAGUGGAAGAGAUGGAGAAAAGUGGAGGAGCAGAAAAAGAGACAGUAGAUAAUGCCGAGGUGGCAGCGUCUUGACACCAUCAUUGCUCUACAGAAAAGGAAGAGGGACCGGAAGGGCCGGGCCCAAGGAACAACGUUGAGGGAGUGCUGCAGUGCUGUGAUUGUACAGCUGCUCUGGGGGUUGGGAUGGACCGGGUAGGUGACAUGUGCUUGAGCCAAUGAUGGAUCUUUAACAGUUUCAACUUUUCUCCCAGAAAAAUAAAACAUUUUUGUUGUGACGGAUAUAUUAAUAGACAGCUAUCCUCAGUCUGCCUCCUACGCUGCCCACAAUGCACCUUGGUACGGCCUUUUAUUGCUAAUGAACAUCUGCUGUUAUCAUAGGCACCACCAGAUGCCGCCAAAUUGUCUGGCUCUAAAGUCAAAAACACUAACUGAUGGAAAAAUGUAUCAAUACAACCGGUAGAAGGGUUACUGAACAAAGAGUUUAAGAAUCAAACAUGAUUUAUUUCAGGAAUAGUUUUUAUUUGCCGAACACGCCAAUACCUUUUGUGGUACCACAAAAGUGCGUGUCUGUCAGGUCUUCAAGGUGCCUUUCAUUUCAGCAGCUUGUGAUUCAGCAAGAGAGGUUGAAAUCAAUUAAUACCAAUUAGUUUUCAUUGAAGAUAUUAUUCAAACACGGCAUACUAUGAGCUGUACAUGACAUUGUUAUUAUAAUGUAAAAAAAUGUUGCAAUCACUGCAUAUGUAAAGCUUGUGUAGAGACUGUUUCAUAGAGAAAUGGAACAAAAUGUAAGUUUUGUUAUUUUGGUGUUACAAUUUUAAUGGUUCUGUACAAAUAUUCAAUGUGUUUAGUUGUGUUCCCAUUUUUGUAUUUACUGUGUGUGUUUGGGGGAUGGGGUGCACACAGGACAGUUUGCAUCAACAAUGGUCUUUUUCUUUUACCGUUUCAUCCAAACAUUAAUGUCUGCCAAAUUGGGGCCGGGUUCUGGAGGCCAAAGGUUUAGCAAAUAGUUCCUGCGCGAACCCUUUAAUCUGAGCUAAAAAACAAAUGUGGCCAGCUGUUUCCAAACUGUCCUGUAUGAACCUCAAAUCAUGUAUUUUUUUUCAGUUGAUAGAAAGUGUUUUAUAAAUAUAAUGUAUUAAAACAGUAAAAUAUG